AUGACGUACAAAUCAGUCCUCCCGCAGCUUUUUGAAAGAAUCGCUGUGGAUGGGGCGAUAACGCCAACCGCCCUUCGCCUGAGGGUGGAGGAAGAGCAUGACCGCGUCCAGCAAGGCGAGCCAAGUCUCGAUGAUGAUAUGCAUCAGUAUGUGGUAGAGAGGAAUGUCUGGAGAGCACUGUACUCUGACGAGUAUGGCAACACAAUUCCUAGGUUCACUGGCAUCAAGCCAGCUCCAGCAUCGCAACUAUCCACGAUUGAGGCUGAACUUGCUGAGCCACAAUUUCCAAAGCCUGCUGAGUUUAUUCAAUUGGAGACCAACAAGACGUCACCUCAGAAUCCUCCUAGCCACGUGCCACAAUUUCUUGCCCGACAAUCACCUUCAAGCUCAGCCUUGUCGAAGACAGAGCGAUCUUCUCGAACAGAGUCUGUGACAAGUAUGCCGUCUAGGUCCCCGCAACCUGGUCUCAAAAGCCAUCUCCGCCGUACCGGAUACGAACAGAAACGACAAGACCAAAUUAAAAAUGCCCCUAAAAGUCCUCAAAAAGACUCGAAACGUCGACCACAAACUGACAAUACCUUCGGUUCUCAUUACCCGGAAUCCUUUGAACGUCGGCUGAGAAACCAACCCAAUUCGAAUGCCGUGGCAUUCAAGCAAAAUUUGAAACAACAAUUCGACAACUCAAGACAUCCACUAUCUGUCCCUGUUGGAUAUCGACCGUCAUACUGGGAUGAUGAGCGAGGCUGUCCCUUUGGUGCCGUCUUCCCCGUCGGUAGCAAUACAUACACUGCUAUUCUCGGACCCCAAGCGGAAUAUCUCAUAGAAAUAAACCAUCGACUGGGGUACGAUUUGCGAAACAAUAUUGGGCCAGUCCGACUCUUCUUCCUACGUUCUUCAUUGGGGAGGGACAACACAACUCCCAUGGUGUGGCUGGAUGUCGCGAAAGGCAUGGACCCAAAUACUCCAACCAAUAUAGAGCUGCUGCACAAAUUCCAAAGCUUCUUGUAUGAAUAUGAUGCUAAGAGUGGAGAGCUCAGGCCGAUUCAUCUUGCUUUCGACGUUUGGGUAGAACGAGCUCCAGGAAUUUCCCGGCAAUGCAUCGAAAAUAGGCGUCAACUACAAUACCCAAUCUCCGGAAAGGAUAAUACCAACAGAAACUAUUCAGAGCAUGUGGAUGCCAAUAGGAGAAAGGAGAGAGAUUUCCAAGCUCUUGACCAAUUUCCUGAAAAUUCUUAUCCCUCCUCUGAGGCAGACAAUAACCGUCGUCGUGAGCCCCAUUUCUACCAGGAGCGCUCACACGAGGUACGAACUCGGGAGCCACGAAACUCAAAUAGGGUACAAUCGAGCGUAUCUCAGUCUCGAUCUUCAAGUAGACAGUCCGCCACGUCAGAGAGCACCUACAGAGUAGUGAAGCGUGAGAGAUCACGAUCUCCAGAGAUUCGCCUAGCAACCAGACGACGUCAUUGA
This is a messenger RNA of Cadophora gregata, 1467 nucleotides long. RefSeq lists its product as uncharacterized. The record is from RefSeq and is a predicted model, not a curated record. The transcript is spliced from 4 exons. The coding region runs from base 1 to 1467 and encodes 488 amino acids. NCBI's taxonomy places the organism in Eukaryota, Fungi, Ascomycota, Leotiomycetes, Helotiales, Ploettnerulaceae.